AGGGAGUUUCGAGAAAUAAGCUUGGAUCAAGCACUUACGUUUGUGCCACCAAGACGCAAGUUCGUCGUUGCUUGUUGAGACUAGUGCAGCUGAGACCUUGUUGAAGAUCAUGGAGAAGGAGAGCGGAUAUAUCAGCGUCCUCGAACGGCGAUGUAGCAGCUGCACACUCAUUCAACCUCUCUUCGUCCACUCCAAACACAUUCAAGAGCCACACGACAGAAACCCCAUCGACCACCAAAAAUGAAGUUCAUCCUCAGCACCCUCCUCCUAGCCUUCAGCAUCGGCUCAGCAACAGCCGCCUCCUUCGACGACCUUCCACCGUGCUCAAAACAAUGCAUCAAAGAUGCCAUCAAAUCUUCUACAACUUGUGCCGAAACAGACAUCAAAUGUGCUUGCGCGAAUAAGGACAAGAUUCAGCAAGCGGGUGCUCAGUGUGUUGUUGCGGCUUGUGGAAUGGAUGUUGCGCUCAACCAAGUUGUGCCCGCUGUAGAGAAUGGUUGUAAGGCGCCUUGAAUGGAUGAUACUCCGGGACUGCGACUCGAGAGUGUAUCAAGAUCGAAGUUGGAGUAGGAGCAGACGCCGGAGAUGCGGAGGAGCGAUGUAACCUACUGGAAAUGUUAGCGUAUACAGCACACCGAGCGGA
This is a messenger RNA of Cercospora beticola, 643 nucleotides long. Its product is annotated as CFEM domain-containing protein. Lineage: Eukaryota; Fungi; Ascomycota; Dothideomycetes; Mycosphaerellales; Mycosphaerellaceae. The record is from RefSeq and is a predicted model, not a curated record.